AUGGAAGUGAUUGAGUGCCUUGGUGACUUCGGAGGCCCCAAUGACCCAGUUGCCUUUCGCUUCUCUCGUAUCAUCUACCGCGAGAAUGGCCAAGCCUACCAAGGGCUUUCUAACGUCCAUUAUCCUUCCAAGGAAGAAGUGAAGGUUGAGGAUCUAUACAACAUAGCUUUGAUUCCUACGGAGAAUCUCCAUCCAAAUUUUGACAACUCUUUUACCAAUGUGCAAGUCAUCUCGCCGCUGUGGUAUAUUAAACGGUCCCGGUUGUCGAAUUACGACCCCAAUAAUCCCAACCAAUUCAAAGCUCAAGUGCUUAAGGAGGCCCAAAUAUGCGAGCAGCUCAGAAAAGCCCCUCAUCCAAAUAUUGCUGUGUAUCACGGCUGCGAGGUCAAGGGUGGCCGCAUCACAGGCCUUUAUUUUACGAAGUAUAACGAAACCUUGAUGGAGAGAAUCAAUCCGAAAAAGCUCAACAAAAGAGAGUGUGCAUCGCAUAGGAGUGGGAGACCAUCUACAGAGACUACAAGCUGGCUUGAAGGCAUCAAGAGUGGCUUGGAGCACCUCCAUUCUCUAGGGAUCGUUCAUAACGACAUCAAUCCGGGAAAUAUCAUGUUCGAUGGGGCCACACCAGUCAUUAUUGAUUUCGGUUCUUGUAGCCGGGAAGGAGAUGAUCUGAGCAUGAUUGGCCAAACCUUUGAAUGGCAUGAUGAGAGUAUCAGGCAAGCGAAGCCACAAAACGACCUGAAUGCCUUGCAGGAGGUACGGUUUUGGCUAGAUGGAAAGGUGGACGCAUUUCAGUUUAGCCUUAGUUUAGCCUCUAGCAAAUAA
Penicillium alfredii is the source of this 822-nucleotide messenger RNA. RefSeq lists its product as uncharacterized. Bases 1 to 822 code for a protein of 273 amino acids. The transcript has a single exon. The record is from RefSeq and is a predicted model, not a curated record. Lineage: Eukaryota; Fungi; Ascomycota; Eurotiomycetes; Eurotiales; Aspergillaceae. Gene Ontology annotation, biological process: protein phosphorylation. Gene Ontology annotation, molecular function: protein kinase activity; ATP binding.